This is a messenger RNA of Mirounga angustirostris (Northern elephant seal), 15001 nucleotides long. RefSeq names its product sulfatase modifying factor 1 (gene SUMF1). Bases 22 to 1008 code for a protein of 328 amino acids. The transcript has 8 exons. Gene Ontology annotation, cellular component: endoplasmic reticulum. The record is from RefSeq and is a predicted model, not a curated record. NCBI's taxonomy places the organism in Eukaryota, Metazoa, Chordata, Mammalia, Carnivora, Phocidae.
UCACAUGGCUCGCGGAACAACAUGGCUGCGCCCUCAGUAGGGCCGGUUGUUGGGUGCUGCGCCCGGCUCGGUCUCGUCCUUUUGCUGCCGCUGCUCUUGCUGCCCGGCGAAGCGGCUGGGGACGAAGAGGCCAGUGCGGGCGUGGGCGGGGGCGCGGCUUCCCUCGCGGGCUCCUGCGGUUGUGGCACUCCCCAGCGGCGCGGGGACCAUGGCAGCUCGGCGGCCGCGCACCGAUACUCGCGGGAAGCGAACGCCCCCGGCCAGGUUCCGGGAGAGCGGCCGCUCGCGCCCACCAAGAUGGUCCUCAUCCCCGCCGGAGUGUUUACAAUGGGCACAGAUGAUCCUCAGAUAAAGCAAGAUGGGGAGGCACCUGCCAGGAGAGUUGCUAUUGAUGCAUUUUACAUGGAUGCCUAUGAAGUCAGUAAUGCUGAAUUUGAAAAAUUUGUGAACUCAACUGGCUAUUUGACGGAGGCUGAGAAGUUUGGUGACUCCUUUGUCUUUGAAGGCAUGUUGAGUGAGCAAGUGAAGACUGAUAUCCAACAGGCAGUUGCAGCUGCUCCCUGGUGGUUACCUGUUAAAGGCGCUAACUGGAGACACCCAGAAGGGCCUGACUCUACUGUUCUACGCAGGCCUGAUCAUCCGGUCCUCCACGUCUCCUGGAAUGAUGCCGUUGCCUACUGCACGUGGGCAGGAAAGCGUCUGCCCACAGAAGCUGAGUGGGAAUACAGCUGUCGAGGAGGCCUGCAAAAUAGACUUUUCCCCUGGGGCAACAAACUGCAGCCGAAAGGCCAGCAUUAUGCCAACAUUUGGCAGGGCGAGUUUCCUGUGACCAACACCGGGGAGGACGGCUUCCGAGGAACUGCCCCUGUUGACGCCUUUCCUCCUAAUGGUUAUGGCUUAUACAAUAUAGUAGGGAACGCGUGGGAAUGGACUUCAGACUGGUGGACCGUUCACCAUUCUGUUGAAAAAACGCUUAACCCAAGUAACACGUGGGCUGUUCAUGAAUAAUCUGGAGACAUAAACCUACUUUCUUGGGUGCAGAUGAAAAAGCUGAGUUCUUCAGAAACUGUCAUCCCCCCCUCAUUUCCCUCGUACUUUCUGGCAGGGCUGGUAGAAGUAGCGGUCAGAGACAACUCUUCUCUCCAAAAUGAGAAUAAGGUUGUGACGUUCUCGGUAGGUUUGUGGUUGGGAGACGCCAUUCUCUACUGGCUAAAUGUGACUUGGCAUUUACUGUCAGAAUCAGAAAUAGAAUUUUCUUCUCCCCCCCCGUCAGAUAAAAGCAUCUGCAUGUUUGGAAGGGGGUGCACAAGGCUUCAGAAUUCUGGCAAGUUGUGAAUGUAUCUAUCUGACCAUCUGUUGUCGAGCUGCUUAUUAGCUUUCCCUCUUAGAACUGCUUGUGUUUCUUCUAAGGAUUUACAGAAAAAUUCACAUUUUUCUUCUUUUCCCCAGUCCCAGGCUCUAUCUUAAAUGUUGUCCUUGCUUUAUGAAUUGUUCUCAUUUUAGAUCUCUCUGUGUCACACUGACCUUGUUUGCUUCCUGAUUUGACUGGGAUAAAAUUCGUCUGUUUGGAGAACUAAAUCCCAACUUCCUAGAAAACUCAGACUCCAUCAUUCAAAUCUUUACAACUACCUACAUUUCCAUUGCCACUGGCAUCUCCCAUCCAUGGGACGGCACCAGCCUCCCAGCUGGGCCCUUCUUCCCUCUUUCUGCCCUGGGCAGCCACAAUGACCUCUACAGAGAACAAGUCUGAUGCUGUCACUCCUCCAUUUAAAACCCUUCAGUGGCUUCUUGGUGUCUAAAGAAGAAAGUACAGACUCUUGAACACAACUUCUGAAGGCUAACAUAAUGUAAUCCUUGCUGAUGUCUUUCUAGCCAUACCUUCUACUUCUUUAAAUGUUGAAUUAUAAAAUUUAACAAAAAUUCAGAAAAGCACAGAAAAUAGUAUAAUAGAUACCUACCAUUUAGAUUUAACAUAUAUUAACAGUUUAUUGUAUUUACUCUAUUUCUCUUAACCAGAGAAAAAGGACAGAAACUAUUCUUCAAGUUCACACUGAGUAUUGUUAAAAUUUUUAAUUUAAGCUAUUCUAGUCAAUGGAUAACGCUAUCUUACUGCGGGUUUUAGUCAUUGUAUGUUGAAGUCUGCAUCUGAUAACUCUGGUAUCUGGCUACCCCGUUGACCUGCUUCUGUUGUUCUUGGUUUUGGGUCACAUCUUCUUUCCUCACAUGCCUGGCUAUGUUUGAAUGAGUACCACACAGUGUAUGUGAAAGAUUGUAGAUAUUAUCGGGGGUCUGGAUAGUGUGAUCUUUCUCUAGAGAGGAUUCAUCUUUGCCUCUGGAAGCUUCUAUUUCAGAUGAGCUUACUCCAGUCAGGAAUUUGGAUGUUUUGAAGCUGAGCUUCAGUCCCUGUGAGGGCGAUAGUUCUUCAGGAUGCCAACCAAAAGUCAGGGGUUUUAUUCUGGCUCUUCUUCCUUGAGGGGCCCUGAAGUCCAGUUUUUUUGUUUCCUUAGGCCAUGAGUCUAUUGAAAGUUCUGCUCAGCUUCUCAGCUGCUGCCGUUGUGAAUCAACAAACCCCUAGGUGAAACUAAGUUAGGAUGGGAAAGGCUCACACCCCUGGGCUUCCCUUUGCUCUGGAAUUUGAGCCCUGCACUUCCUCACAGCUACAGUAGUUCUCACCUGGUUUGGUUAAAACUCCUGUUUCUCGCUGAGUUCUUAACUUACUUGCCCUCUUUCCCUAAUGGUCUGUGUAUCUCCAGUGCUGGGCAAAGAAUGUGGUGCAUAAUAGUUGGUCCUAUAACAAAGCCAGUUCCAGAUACCUAGAUUUGAGGGAGUUUGACCACUAUUCAUAUUUCAGGUGUUUCAAAAGCAAAGGCUAGUUGGAAACAGAGAUUUUCAGGGAGAGUUUUGAACCAAAAUAUCCAUGUGAUUAGUAAACAUUUCGACUCAGGAACUGACCUCUUCAGUGUCAUGCAUAUAUGUUAGCUCCAAGACUAACUCAUAAUGGCAAAUCAUUUUAAAGCUUCUUUGGGGGAGAUUAAGAAAAGUCAGGGCUCUGUAUGCAAAGGCUAGUCAGGGAAUAUCUUUUUCUUCUUCAGUGACUUCCAGGGAGCAAAAGUUAAUCAUUAGUGCUUAUUUUAUUGGGCAGUCAUUCAUGGCAAAAGCAGGUGGUAGAAACAUCUUGUGUGCUUUGUACACACAGUCCCGAGAGAAGCUGAGGUAUUUGACCAUAUGAAGUGGGGGUUGGUUUAGUCUUAGCUGGUAGGAGGUUAUGGGGAGGAUACAUGUGUGUGUGUGUCUCUGUGUGUGUGUGUGUGUCUUCUGUAGCUGUUUAAGAUGGCAUCACCCUUUUCCACACAGACACAAUCCAGAGUGUGACCAUUGCUGCUACCAUUUCUUUUAACCAAAUUUUUUAAAAAAAGGUCAGUAUUUUUUUCCUCUUCAGUUACCUCACCCCAAAUCCCCUAUUAAUCUGUGGCAGUAUAUAGUGCUUUCAGUAAAAGAAUGUGUAGAGCUUCUGUAGCACCCUAACUUCCAACACCUGCAUACUCACUCUCACUACCCACGUACCAUGCUGACUUGCUUACUGAUAAUGGGAAAGGUUGGUGUGAUCUUUCCCACUCUAACUCUGAGGUAUAUGGUUUCACUGGGGCAGCUUUUUUUCUAAGGGAAAGAACUCUGGGCUUGGAAUUAGUCAGAGUAACUUGGAUUAUAGCUCUGCCACUUGAUAUUAAAGGAAUCUCUCUAAACUUAGAAUAUCUUAACUUUCCUUAUCUACAAAUUGGUAAUAAUUGUAUUUGUGAAAUUAAAUUUGAUGAUGUUGCAUGUGAAAAUAUUUUAUACCUUCAAAAUAUGGUUGUUUACUAUUUUUGUGUAACCUAUGUUUUAGCUACCUAAUUGGGCUAUUAUAUGGUUCUGUGAAGCAGAAUUGAUGAGGAAUGUUGGUUUUGGGAAGCAGAAGGGAAGAAAGUGAUAUUUAUAAAUAAUGAGUGCUUGAUAUUCCUCCUAUUAUUACCUUUGGUUGGCAUAUCACAUAGUCAUCCUUACAAUGAAAAACUUGCUCUUGCUUUGUGGUUCAUUCAAGUCCAGUGGGAAUAAAGUUUUCCAAAAAGUAUUCCUUCUUUGAAUGAAUCCUGGCUGCUUACCAAAUUCUAUUAGCCAGAGAUUGAGUUUUGUUUUGUUUUUGUCAGUGUGGAAUUUGAUUGUUCAAUUAGAUUGUAUAGCUCUAGACAGUUUUGGAACUGUGUUCUGUUUUGCAAGGCUGCUUUGUCACCGUAUAGAAUUGCCCAGGGAGGCCGUAAGCCCUCCUUGUCUGCAGAGUUUGUACUCGGCUGGUUUUGAAUGACACUCUGAGCCCUUGCCCAUCACACAUGGCACAUGCCUUCCCUCUGACCUGAGAUGCACACGGACAGUGUACUGGCAGGUGCCAAACUGGUCAGUCCUGCUCAGAUACUCCUUUUCCAUUGGAUGAUGGCCCUUGAGACUUGGACUUACAUUACUUUUAUCUAUCCUUUAAACUCCACACUUGAUUGCUCCUUUUCCCAGUAACCCCUCCUCUGGCCUCCUGCCACUGCACAAAUGAAUGAAUUUUGCGUAGCAAAAAUGUUAGACUCCUGCUUAGCCUGUCUCCUCCUAGUCCUGCUCUGCCAAUGGUGUGUGUCUCUCCUUGUUUCAGCCUGGCAAAAACCCGGUCAGUAGCACAUCAUUGUUCUUAGUUGAGCCUGCCACCCCCAGCGACUGCCCCCAUAACAGCCGAAUCAGUGCAGCAAGCAGUCACCGGGGACCCAGGUCCUGCUAGGAGGACCUGACUGAGGAUUUUUACCUGCUCUAAGGACUUCAUUCACAUAUUCUUAAUGAGGAUGUUUCAGGGGUAUCUUCCAGAAAUCAAUUUGAAGGAGAAGUAACCUAGUGUUAAAAAUGAAAAAAGCCUUAAAGUGUUAAUGAAGUUGAGUUAAACUUGAUGAUAAAUUAAUAUGGUUUACAUUGUAUUUAGUAUGUGCCAAGAGGAAAGCAAGGUGAUCAAAGUAUCACCGUCUUGGGACUAUGUUUAGGAAAAGAAUUUUAUCUUUUUCUCCCAAGUGGAAGAUGGAAAUUAUCCACUGUCACUUUUCUUUGUGGUUCUGGAGCAAGGUUGAUCAUCCAACGACAACAACAAAACUGCUGAGAAAUAGAAAUAAGCUUGAAUGUAUAUGGUGGAGAUAUUUAGAUCCUGUAACUACAUUUUCAAGCACAUUAUCUAAACACUUGCUUUUUGCUUGAAAAGAGUGAACGCUUAUCUAGUUGCUAUUUGGAAGAUCGUAAAAACACUGUUUCUACUUUACAGUAAAAUUACCUUUACAGCCUCAUGUUACUAUUGACUCUUCCUGAGCAAAUAGAGCAGGACACUCAAAUGUAUUAUGGCCUCCUCUCUCUGUUUGGAGCAUCAGUGGCUCUUAAAGGUGGGAAGUGAACACCUCCAGCCUCUACCUCUGCAGAAAUCCCUUCUUUGAUACCCCUCACAGGCUGUGGACAGCCGCUGUAGCCCCUAUGGCAACUUGUCGUGUUCUCAGAUGUUCUCGUCGUUGGGAGGUUCUGCAGGCUAACCGAAGUAUUCUCUCCUGCAGCUUCAGUUCAUCUGCACUUGGUGAGAACACAGAACACAUUUUCUGUCUUGUACAUGAAAGCUUUCCAGAUACCUGAAGAUAGUCACAGCCCGUGCCUCUCCAUCUUUCUCUUUCUAGAUAAGCACUCCCAACCUUCAGGUGCACCUUGAAUAACUUGGUUUCCAAUCCAAGGCAACCUGGGUUACAUUCCUCUGAAUAACAUGAGUCGGGGUGGGGGGGAAGGUCCCUUUUUCUAAAUGGGCACCAGAACCAUACUCAGCAUUCUAGAUGUUCCCCGAUACAUGCUAAUCAUCCUGGGGCAGUCCUUUUUCAUCAUUCUCUCUCAUCAGAUCUCCGACUAUGUCAGCAGUUAAGAGGUGAGUCGGUGGAAUCCAAUAGAACUGGGUUUGAAUUUUGUUGCUACAAUUCUGGCUUAGCCGUGUAUGUCACUGGGCAAGCCACUUAACUUCUCUGGGACUCGGUUUGCUUCUUUCUUAAGAGAGGAUGAUGAGUCUUACUUCAGAGAAUUGUGAGGGACGGAGAGAAUGUUUGUAUCGCCCAGCACAAUAUUUGCUCAUAGUAAGCCUAUAAUACAUGGCAGCUUUAGUUUUAAUCAUUAUUACUACUCUGGCACUAUUAUCGAGGCGAGGGCCCUCCUACUCUUACUGUGAGCAGUGCAGCAGCAACGGGCCCUAGAAAGCUUGUAGCCAAAUAAAACUUCCCCCUUUCCCCCAUAUAUAUUGAUGUUAGGCUUUGUCUCCCCAGAUAUUGUUGCCAUACAGCUGUUUUUUACGUAACUUUCUUUAGUUUGAAGGGAAACCAUUUUGAAUUUUCUCUAUGUUUAUAGCUGUGUUUUGAAACUUCAUGCAAAGCCUAUCUCUUCUCUCCAUCAAGUUCAGUUUUUUAUGGGUUUCGGCCUUGAGAGACAGCCUAUGGCAAUCACUGUGACUGCCAGCACUGUCAUUUAUGAUAGUAGCUUUCCCUUCCGGCUUCUUAGAAUUGACAGAUGUGGCUGUGUUUUUGUCGUUGAUACACUGUGAACGGGGCGCUCAGCCCGCAUUUACUGAGCACUUACUGUGUCCCAGGGUUGUCUUGGGGAUGCAAAGAUGCAUGAGACAGGCCUGGUUGUUAAGAAGCCUAGAGGUUGGGUAGUGACCAGAUUCAUCAGGGGGCACUGUGGUAAGAAUUGUUGCUGAUGUGGUAGAAGUGGGAGCCUCUGUUCUCUGCUGGGUGGAGCUGGGAGGGCUUUUCUGAGGAGGUGCCCUUGGAAGAGACGGCAGCAGUCGGUGAGGUCACUAUGCUAGGACCUCGACAUCCGAACACAGGAAAGACAGGGUGCAGCUCUUUGAGGAAUUCAUGGUAAGCAGAGAAGGAGUUUUGUCUCUUCUUUCUCUGCUGCUUCCAUUUUCUUGAAGUAAGUGCCCCACUACUGGGACCCUGAGCCGCAGCUGCCCCACGCUCACCCUUCAGUCCUGAAGCGUCAUGCCCUUUCCGUGCUCAGAGUGAAAGUAAAUAUAGUGGGCGCCUGGGUGGCUUAGUUGGUUAAGCGACUGCCUUCGGCUCAGGUCAUGAUCCUGGAGUCCCGGGAUUGAGUCCCGCAUCGGGCUCCCUGCUCGGCCGGGAGUCUGCUAAAAAAAAAAAAAAAAAGAAAGUAAAUAUAGUGAGGUGUGUGUGUGCGUGUGUGUGUGUGUGCCUGUGUCUGUGUGUGCUUGUUUUUUUAGUUUUGCUAGGUGUAUUUUUUCCCAUCCUUAUGGGAGCAUUAGAGCUGUUUAAAGAAUUUCUCUUACCUAACCAGCUAGGAGCUUUGGAGAAUGACUUGUAAAUUGUCUUUCUUAGCUUGGUAUGCUCAGUAAAAGGGCUUUCAUGAGCCAUCUUUUUCACAUUGUGUAGCACUCCUGGGAAGGAAAAGCCAUGUGUUCUAAGAUUGGGAUGGCAGAAGGUCAGCAUAAUGGAUUAGGGUUAUAACAGAAGUGUUAAAUGAAAAGAGUGAAGAGUUUACUACUGUGAUUAUUUGCCAUCCUCAGUCAGGGUCUUCCUGCCGCACAGAGUAGCAGAACCAUUGUUACAUGAUGAAAGCAGAGGUCAGUAGCCUGGAUUUCCAUCUGAUAUUGAACUUGAAAAUGUCGUGGGGCCUUAGGUGAGUCAUCUCACCCUUGUCUGGCUUAUUGCUUCAUCUAUACAUUUUGCUAAGGGUGUAGCAGGCGAUUCCUAGGGCAUAAUAAAUUUGGGCCACUGCCCUGGUGUCCGGUGCUGGCUUGGAGAGUAGAUAAUGGCUGAUGAAGCAGCGGGCAGUAACAUGGUUAAGAGGACUGGUUUAAAAAUAAUCCAGACCUGGGGCGCCUGGGUAGCUCAGUUGUUAAGCAUCUGCCUUUGGCUCAGGUCAUGAUCCCAGGGUCCUGGGAUCAAGCCCUGCAUCGGGCUCCCUGCUCAGCGGGAACUCUGCUUCUCCCUCUCCCACUCCCUCUGCUUGUGUUCUCUCUCUCUCUCUGUGUCUCUCUCUGUCAAAUAAAUAAAUAAAAUCUUUAAAAAUAAAUAAAUAAAAUAAAAAUGAUCCAGACCUAAGUCCACAUCAUAGUUCUGCCACUUGAUGGCAUGGGGGACUUGUGGGAAGAGGAUGACAUCCUUCGAUUCUGUUUCCUCAUAUAUAAAAUGGGAGUAACAAUCACAUUUAAGGACCUGGGUUGUUCUCAGGAUUAAAAAGAGAUUAGAGCAGUUAGCACCACGCCUGCCACAUAGUGAUUACUCUAGAACCACUUAUUAUUUUCCAGGUACCUCUCAGUUGGAACAUUUCCUUUUUGAAAAUACUUUCCCCUUCAGCACUUCCUUCUGUUUUUCACUGGACCAUAUUGAGUUCUUUUUCUUUCAUUUAUUUAGUACCCAUUUAAUGAACACGUGCUGUGUGCUAGGGGCAGGCAUAAACAUCAUAGUUCUUGCCUACGGAGAAUUUGAAUUUCAAAAUCCCUAAUUAUUGUCCCUUACUUCUAUGGUAAUAGCAAGUUUUUGCCCCACUGACCUUUGGGAAAUCAGAACCAAAGCCCAGGUUUCGGCUUCCUCUCAAAGGUUGUUUAUUCUUUCCAUGUGCCUCUGUGUACUUCUGUGUCCUUUUUAGUGUAAGGCUACUUACCUGGAAAGGGCCAAGAAGAAAGGAGCGUGGUAGGGCUUGCAGAUGCUCCCUUAUUUAUUUGGGUCCAAAGCCGAAAGACCAGGUCUGAGCAGCUUUUCUGGCCAGAGGAGGGGUACUUGCAAAAUUCUAGGUGGAAGUAGGCCUACAUAAUGGGUCAUUUGCAGAGGUUUUAAUCUCCUGUCUCAGUGUGCUCUGCGGUAUGAAUUGACAGCCAGAAGCUUAGACGCUGCCUCCUCAGGACCAGCCCUUCUCAACCAUACAUGGCGUUCUGUCUGCCACUCUGUGGGCUUCUCGUCCCAUCUUCUGCAUACUCAGGCUCCCCUGGGCAGUUUUAUUCUUGGUUUUACAAUGACUCUCCCAAUACUCUCCCCAGUAUCUUAGCCCCUUAUUUACGCUUAACAUUUUCAGUCAAGGUCUCUAUCUUAUCAUGCUUGGCAGUCACCAAAAGCUAAUUUAACAUGUGUAUUUCCCAACACAGAGAAUAAUUCUUGUCUUUAUAGUUUUUGACACACAACAGUCCAUAUUCAUAAACCAUUUUCCCACGGUACUUCUCAGUCAUAGGUGGAAUCAUUACCACUUGUUUGGAAAGAAAAAGUGGGGUCUCUGUCAACUUGAAGAUAGUUGCCCAAGCCCUUCCCCACAUCAGCUUUCUAGAUUAUUAAAGUGUGUUUUGGGUUCCAAAAGAAGAGAUAAACAGACAUGGCAUCCAGGUGUGAUCACUCUGAUUUUACCCCAGGCUGCCUAGUGCUUUUGUGAGGAGUCAAGUUAAAGUGCUUAUUCUUUACAUGUGUAGAGGUCCCCCCCACUUCAAAGUGCUUUCUCUCUCUUAGUCUCUCUCCCUUUAUUGCUCAUAUCCUCAAAAUAUUCCUGCUUGUGCAAAAGGAGGCAUGUGGUCUUAGACUCAUUUCUUAUGAUAAUUCAUAGAGUGGAGAGAGGUGUUGACUUUGUCCUGAUUUUGAAUUUGAUUUUCAGAGUCAGGAUUAAAUCCCAGGUCUUGUGAUCUUGAGACUUGUACAGUGUUACCGGACUCCAGAUGUUAUUUGAAAAACAAAACACGAAAGGCUACUUACUUCCUUGUAGUAUUUUAUCACAAACUGCCUACAUUAAGUCAGGAAUUUCAGGAAGUGUUAUAAAUAUGGAAGAUAAUUUAGGAGAUGUGAAUUGCUGUGUCAUGCAGUGGCUUCUUCCAAAAGCAAGGGAGAGGCAGGGAAUUAUGCCUCUCGUUCCUUCCAUCUUGAGAUUUUAAAUCAACUUUCUGUCCUUAACCUUCCUAAUCUGUUAUUUCCACUAAAUUAUUUUUAAAAAUUACUGACUUGGCAAAUCAGCCUUUGUACCUAAAUUUGACUUGUUAAUUAAUUGUAAAAGUAAUAUAGUGUCAUUUCCCAUUUCUAUAGCCUUACCUUUCAUGACUCCCUAUGCCAUCGUGUGACUCAUUUGUUCUUUCCCUAAGGAUCUGGAAAUAAAACCAUGUUAUUGAGAAGAGAAAAAUAGAACAGUUAAGUCAUCUUUUCUGCCAGGUUAUUCUGGGAAUUUUUUUCAUGUGGAUAUGUAGACACAUUUAUAAUAUAGGCAUAUACAUACCCACAUGUGUGAUUUCUAUAAAAGUAUAUACUUUUAUUCAUUCAGGAAAAUUUAUUGGCAGCCCACUCAAUGCCAGAUUCAAAUGUUGGGUUCUGGGGAAUCCAGCAGACACAAUUCCCUUGCCCUCAUGGAGCUUGCAGAUGUUAAAGAAUCAAGCAAACUCACCUAAUUACAUACACAUGUGUAUGUACGGAAGAAGUAUAUAACAUGAUGGUUGAAAGCAUGCAUUUUUGGAGUUGGACCUGUUUUCCUAGCUUAGCCGGCUACAUUAAGUCACUUAAACUCUCACUCAGCUUCCUCAUUGGUUAAGGAAAUAGUAGCACCCCUGUGGAGUUACUGAGAGGUUUUAGUAAGAUAACGCAAAGAAAAAUUUUAAUGUAGUGGCUGGUAUAUAGUAAGCCCUUGACAAAUCUAAUUAUGACCACUAUGUUUCAUGUGUAAUGACAAUUUAAUUUCAGUAAGUUAGCAAGCUAUGAACUGAUACCUAACUCUGAAAUCAGAUCCAUGGAAGACAUUUGUUCUGGACCUUUUUAAAGAUUUUAUUUAUUUAUUUGAGACAGAGAGAAUGAGAGAGACAGAGAGCACAUGAGAGGGGGGAGGGUCAGAGGGAGAAGCAGACUCCCUGCCGAGCAGGGAGCCCGAUGCGGGACUCGAUCCAGGGACUCCAGGAUCAUGACCUGAGCCGAAGGCAGUCGCUUAACCAACUGAGCCACCCAGGCGCCCUGUUCUGGACCUUUUUAGGAAUGUGGUAAGGAGAUAAGCCAUCUGGUAGCGUGCAGUUAUAAAUAAUGCUUCUUUCUGUGGACAGUCUCUAGUUUAUAGCCACUAAAGGAAGUACACACUGCUUCUAAUGAGGCAACAGAACUUAUGGAAUUGGGCCCUUACCAUUUGUCUACUUUCUAGAUGUUGAAAAUAAAAUCAUGGAAGUCUUCAAGUAUUCUUUGAAAAUAAUGUUUAUCUAUAAAUACCACUUGGCUCAAGCUAAUUGCUUAUACUGUCUUUGUAACUUGCUAAUGAGUUGUCAUUGAAGAACACAGAAGAUUGUGAGAGUAAGAGAAUGUGAUAAAUGAAAUCCUUAAGAAGGCUACACUUUAUUUUUCUCACUUCAAGCAGUGCUUAGGGCCGUAUCUGACUUUGUAAGUAGGACUGAACAGUUUUAUACCAUUAUUAUGAGAGAUGGAAGUGGUUGAGUAUGGAGCAAACCUUUCAGCAAAUGUAGUCUGUACCCUGUGAUGUUGGUGGUUUGGCUAGUUGGCCCAGAAGUUACUUUCCUUGAGGAUGAUAGCACUAUAUACCCUGCAUUGUUGAGGAUGACGUGUACUUUAGAACUAAUCCAUUGGAUAGACCAUGAAUGUUCUAUUAGCAUAUUAAGCCUUCUGAAAUUACAAAACCAUCUGCAUAUUCCAUAGAGCAGAUGAUGAGAAAGUUAAUUCUUUGUUGCAGAGUUUCAGUAGGCUACUUACUUUCUCUUAAUAGUUGCUUCUUCUAUAUUUAUGUUGACUGGUUUUCAUCCUAGAUAUUUCAUGGUCUUUAACAAUGGUGUUAAAAAUUACCAUUUAUUUCCAUAAUUACUGUAGUCCAUGCCUUUUCAACAGCUCAUAAAUACCUACCAUUAAUAGGUGAGAGUAGUAACCAUUUUCUUAGCACCUUGCUGCUCUUUUCUCUUUCUCUCUCUCUGUGCUUCCUGCCAGGAAGUUGGAUAGAGUGGCUCUAAGAAUUGAGGCCCUUGGCCACCUCAUACCCACUAGGAUGGCUACUGUUUAAAAAACAGAAAAUGAUAAGUGGUGGUAAGGAUGUGGAGAAAUUGGAACUCAGCUCCAACUAUUGUUGGGACUUGCUGUGGAAAACAACAUAGGUUUCCUCAAAAUAUUGCAAAUAGAACUAUAUGAUCCAGCAGUCCCACUUUGGGAUAUACUCCCCCAGAGAACUGAGAGCAGGGUCUUGAAGAGAUAUUUGUACACCCAUUUUCACAGCAGCAUUAUUUACCAUAGCCAAAGGUGGAACUAACCUAAGUGCCCCCUGAUGAAUGGUUAAUGGAAAUAUGGUACAAACAUGCAAUGAAAUAUUAUUUGGCCAUAAAAGGGAAGAAAAUUCUGACACAGGCUAUCACAUGGAUGAACCUUGAAGACAUUAUGCUAAGUGAAAUAAGCCAGUCACAAAAAGAUAAGUAUUGUACGAGUCUGCUUAAAUGAGGUACGUAGAACAGUCAGAUUCAUAGAGACAGAAAGAAUGGCAGUUGUGCAUUUAGCACUUGUGGUUGCCAAGCGAGAGCGGGGACUUAGUGUUUAAUGGGUUGAGUUUCAGUUUUGCAGGCUGAAAAGAGUGCUAGAUUUGGACGGUGGUGAUGGUUGCACAACAGUUUGAUUGCACUUAAUGCCACCAAACUGUAUGUAGUUGACGCUUGAACAACAGAGGGUUAGGGGCACUGACACCCUGCAUAAUCAAAUAUCCACGUACAACUUUUGGCUCUUCCAUAAGGUAACUAUUGAUAGCCUGCUACUGACUGAAAGCCUCACCAAUAACGUAAACAGUCGAUUAACACACAUUUUGUAUAUUAUAUAUAUUGUAUACUGUAUUUUUACAAUAAAGUAAGCUAGAGAAAAGACAAUGUUAAUAAGUAAGAGAAAAUACAUUUACAGGACUACAGUGUAUUUAUCGAAAAAAAAAUCCGUCUAUGAGUGGAUUUGUGCAGUUCAAAACCUUGUUGUUGAAGGAUCAACUUGUACUUAAAAAUGGAUGAAAUGGGGGGCUCCUGGGUGGCUCAGUUGUUAAGUGUCUGCCUUCGGCUCAGGUCAUGGCCCCAGGGUCCUGGGAUCGAGCCCCGCAUCGGGGUCCUUGCUCAGCGGGAAGCCUGCUUCUCCCUCUCCUACUCCUGCUUGUGUUCCCUCUCUCGCUGUCUCUGUCUCUCUCUCUCUCCAUCAAAAUAAAUAAAUAAAAUGUUAAAAAAAAUGGAUGAAAUGGUAACUUUUAUGUUAUGUGUAUUUCACAACAAUUAAAAAAAAAAAAGUUCAGGUCCUUGAAUAAGGCACCUGAAAGACAGUUGUGUUGCUUACCUCUCAUCUUGGCAAGAAUUGGAAAGAAUCCCUGGAGUACAAUCAAACUGUUGUGCAACCAUCACCACCGUCCAAAUCCAGCAAAGUGAUUUGGGAUGGGGAAACCUUAAGGUGCAAGGAUCUGGGGAUGUAUCCACCAGCUCGUGCUGAAUGGAGGUAAAGAAAGGACUUCGUAGGGUUUCUAGUGCAGCACCUGAAUUUCACAAGGGAGGACACUCAAGCCAAGAGUAAAGUGACAGAACCAGGACUAGACGCUGGUUGCCCUGCCUUCCUCGCCUGUGUGUUGGCUCCCUGGUGAUGCCUCCUGCCAUGGCUCAUCCUGUGGGAUCUCCGCAGUUUUCUCACUGAUACUUCCUGCUUGUAAUGUGUCGUAAGCCCAGCACUUUUUCUUUCCAGAGUCAGUAUCAGACACUACAGAUCAAGGGCUCAGUCCCACAAGGCUGCUCUCAUUUCAGAUGCCUGCUCCAAAUGAGAUCACCACACUAGGCACACUUCUGCCCAGCAGAUUACAGACUUGGGGGUUCUCCUGAUCUCCCUUUCAGGCUGGGUAAUUUACUACAACAAUUCCAACUUCCCAGCACCUCCGAUUGUUCAACUUGGUAGCUCUCUGAACCCUGUUGUUUAGAGGGUUUUUACAGAUGUUUAAUUAAGUAAGCAUGAUUGAGCAAAUCAUUGGCCAUUGGUGACCAAAGUCCAGCCCCCCUCCCCUCCCUGGAGGUCAAGGGUGGUCCUGAAAGUUCCAAGCCCUGUAAUGGCUUGGUCUUUCUGGCAGCCAGGCCCCAUCCUGAAGGUAGCUACACACCUAACCCCUGUCCCUAAUGAAACAUCUCAUUAUCUUACAAAAGAAAGACAGUCAUCACUCGGGACAUCCCAAGGACUUUAGGAGCCUUCUACCAGGAACCAGGGACAAGGACCAAAUGUUUAUUUUUUAUUAUACCACAGCUAGGAAGAAAGGGAUAUACGAGGUAAGAGGAGAGAUAGUGAUGGUGGGUGGAGGGAGGGCAUGAUCUUUCAGCCCAUCUGGUGAAGUGCCAUCUGACAGAGACAUUCACUGGAGCAUUGAAGCAAACCUUGCAGUUGUCUGAGGGAAGAUGCAGGAAGAACUCUAAGUGUAAGAAGACAGUGGUGUCACUGAGGAAUUUGAGAAAAGGGAUGAUGUGAAACACACCAGUAUCAUGUUCCCUUAAAAAACAUGUCCGCAAGCGGUCUUGUAUAUUCACACAAACACUUUCUACGUAUCUGCCUGAUGUUGUGGCUCAUUGAGGUUUUAUGGUGCCUAUAGUAAUGAAACUAUUGAACUCCCUACUUAUCACCAUAUUUCUGGGACAUGAUUUGUCCUUGGAAGUCUUUGAAAACCAUUCCAACAAUACACAAGGGAAGAUGAGAUUUUUACACAGCAGGUCUAUGAAAUGGAACAGUUGCUUCUAUGGUAUAAGGUUAAGACCCCCAAACCCAGUGCGGUUUGAGCCAGUGAAACCACUAAAGGCAUCUGUGGUAUCAAUCUGAGUAUGCAUGUCCAAGUGGUAGGUGUUGCUGUGGAUUGUUAAUAUGGGUUUAUUCCUGGGUGAAAUAAGCAGAUAUUCCAUGCUGAGAGAAGUGAUUAAGAGAAGCACAUCUAACAAGGGGCAUGUUUCAGCUGCAUAUCUAACAACAAAUGAACGUCUUUG